AUGUUUGCUGAAUCAAAUAAUGCGGAGCCGAUCAGAGAAUACGGCGAAUCUAACACCGUGACUUCUCAAGAUAAUAAUGGUAAAGAGCAGGAAAUGCAGAUUGGAUAUCCCACAGAUGUAAAGCAUGUUGCUCACAUUGGAUGGGAAGGUCCAUCCGUGGUACAUUCACCAACUUGGAUGGAUGAGUUUAGGCAAGAACCUUUUUCAUCGGCGCCAUUAAGUAUCAAUGGAGAUACUAAUGAAAGCAACUGCAAAGACGCUUCUUCCAAAGAUUUACAUGGGACUGGUGCUGGAAUUGAUGGAUCAACAGAUAUCCCCUCAUUAUUGGACUCUCCAAACAAAGACCAAUCGAAGCAAACAAGGCGUCACCAAUCCCUCACCACCGUCACCGGCGAUGUCAAAGAGAGUUCAUCCCGAUCAUCAUCGAGGCGAUCUCAGAACAUAGGUCUCAGUAUGGAUUCAUCCUUGCAAGACCAGACAACUGACCCUAAAAAAUCCCGUCGUAAGAAAACCAAGGGAAUAUCAAAUGGUGGAUCAACUAGACCUUCUAGAUCCAAACCUCAAUCUUCUAACACAACUUAUACUUCUCCCUUCUCUGAUCCUGGGUCUGGUACUGUAUGUGAUUUGACCAAUGGAAUUUGUCCAACUUCACCAUUAAAAUCCAUGGGAAUUCAGGAAGGUGACAAAGGGAAUCAAGGAAUUUCUUGA
Telopea speciosissima is the source of this 708-nucleotide messenger RNA. Its product is annotated as CRIB domain-containing protein RIC7-like. NCBI's taxonomy places the organism in Eukaryota, Viridiplantae, Streptophyta, Magnoliopsida, Proteales, Proteaceae. The record is from RefSeq and is a predicted model, not a curated record. The coding region runs from base 1 to 708 and encodes 235 amino acids. The transcript has 4 exons.